Molecule: messenger RNA, 759 nt
Organism: Suncus etruscus (white-toothed pygmy shrew)
Lineage: Eukaryota; Metazoa; Chordata; Mammalia; Eulipotyphla; Soricidae
Gene: ORC6
Product: origin recognition complex subunit 6
Exons: 7
Coding region: 1-759 (252 amino acids)
Biological process (GO): DNA replication; DNA replication initiation
Cellular component (GO): nuclear origin of replication recognition complex
Molecular function (GO): DNA binding
Source: RefSeq, a predicted model, not a curated record
AUGGAGUCGAGUCUGAUUCGACUUUUCGGGGCUCGUCUCGGGAUUGCCGACGCGGCUGUGCUCAGGAAAGCGGAGGAGUUUUUGCGACUGUCAGAGAUCAAGUGUGCUGGCCUGUUAGCACAUAUCACCGAAACUAACAAUGCAAUCAUGUGCCUGGACCUUGCAGCUUCCUAUAUGAAGUUCCCCUUGGACAGGGCUUAUUUAAUUAAACUCUCUGGUUUGAACAAGAAGAUAUAUCAAAAUUAUCUGCAAUCUUUUGAGUGUUUACUGGGCCUGAACUCAAAUGUUGGAAUAAGAGACUUAGCAGUACAGUUUAGCUGUACAGAAGCGGUAAAUGUGGCUUCAAAGAUUCUGCAGAGCUAUGAAUCCAGUCUUCCACAGGCACAGCAAGAAGAUCUUGACUUAUCCAGGCCUCUCUUUGUCACUGCUGCACUACUUUCAGCAUGCAAGAUUCUAAAGCUAAAAGUGGAUAAAAAUAAGAUGGUGUCCAUAUCCGGUGUUAAAAAAGCCAUAGUUGAUCGACUGUGUAAGCAAUUAGAGAAGAUUGGGCAACAAAUUGACACAGACCCUGGAGAGGCACCUUCUCCACCCCAAAAGAAGAAGAAGAAAAUGGUCAAACCUCCAGAAAAUGAAAUUAAGAAGGUAGUGGAGCUUCUACACAAUUCACAAAAAGAUGAAGAUGUGACACCGGAUUAUGAAGAGUGGAAAAGGAAGAUUUUGGAAAAUGCUGCCAAAGCAAAAAAGACUACAAUGGAAUGA